This is a messenger RNA of Gambusia affinis (western mosquitofish), 2064 nucleotides long. It is a transcript of the gene bco2l, whose product is annotated as beta-carotene 15, 15-dioxygenase 2, like. The transcript has 12 exons. Lineage: Eukaryota; Metazoa; Chordata; Actinopteri; Cyprinodontiformes; Poeciliidae. Gene Ontology annotation, cellular component: mitochondrion. Gene Ontology annotation, biological process: carotene catabolic process; retinal metabolic process. Bases 20 to 1684 code for a protein of 554 amino acids. Gene Ontology annotation, molecular function: beta-carotene 15,15'-dioxygenase activity; carotenoid dioxygenase activity. The record is from RefSeq and is a predicted model, not a curated record.
AUCCAGAUAGCUAGCAGUCAUGUCAACGAACACGGAGUCCCAGACACACAGCUUACCCAGCAGGGAACGAUGUCCACAGGCCAGUGGACUGGAGAGUGUGGCGCCGUUGGUGCAUUCAGGGGAGGAAACCCCUGACCCCAUCCCCACCACCACCAAGGGAACUAUUCCAGCCUGGAUUAAUGGCAGCUUUUUGAGAAAUGGUCCGGGGAAAUUUGAGUUUGGAGAAGACAGAUACAAUCACUGGUUUGAUGGCAUGGCCUUGAUGCACCGGUUUCACAUCUGUGAGGGCAGUGUAACUUACAGCAGCCGGUUCCUACGCAGUGAUUCAUACAACCUCAACUCAGAGAAGAACCGCAUUGUGGUCUCAGAGUUUGGGACUGUCGCCAUGCCAGACCCUUGCAAAAAUUUAUUUGCUCGUUUCUUUUCCCGUUUUCAGAUUCCACAACCCACAGAUAAUGCAAAUGUGAACUUUGUCAAGUACAAGGGAGACUACUAUGUCAGCACAGAGACCAACUUUAUGAGACGAGUGGAUCCACAAACCUUGGAGACAAAAGAGAAAGUGGACUGGACUCAAUAUGUUGCUGUAAACUCAGCCACAGCACACCCACACUAUGACCGUGAAGGAGCAACAUACAACAUGGGCAAUUCGUACAGCAGAGAUGGUUUUUUCUACACCAUCAUCCGCAUCCCUCCUGCUGAGAAAGCGGCAGCAAAAGAGGACUCGGCAGACCUCAGCGGAGCCGAGGUGAUCUGCUCCAUCCCUGCAGCUGAAUCCAGAAAACCUUCUUAUUAUCACAGCUUUGUCAUGUCUGAGAACUACAUUGUGUUCGUGGAGCAGCCGAUAAAGCUGAAUGUGCUCAAGUUCAUGCUCUACAAGAUCAUGGGACAAAGUUUUCAAAAAAUCCUGAGCUGGGAGCCACAGUACGGCACCAUUUUCCACCUGGUCGACAGGCACACAGGCAAGGAGAGCAAAGUGAAAUACCGAACGGCACCGAUGUUCACACUGCAUCAGAUCAACGCCUAUGAGGACGAUGGCUUCUUGGUGAUGGACAUGUGCUGCGGGGAUGAUGGCGUCGUCAUUGGAGACUUCACUCUGGAGAAUCUGCGGCGGGAAUCAGGAGACGAUAUAGACAAGUUUUACAAUUCCUUGUGCAGAAACCUCCCAAGGAGAUACGUGCUUCCUCUAAAUGUGGACGAACAAACUCCUCUGGACCAAAACCUUGUGAUGCUUCCAAACUGUAAAGCCACAGCAAAGAAGACGGAUUCUGGGGAGGUUUACAUGACCCACGAGGAGCUUCACAAUGAUGAGCUGCUGCAGUACGGUGGCCUGGAGUUCCCUCAGAUCAAUUACGACAAGUACAACGGCAGACCUUACCGCUACUUCUAUGCAUGUGGCUUUGGGCACGUCUUUGCUGACUCACUGCUCAAGAUGGACGUCCACACCAAGGAGCUUAAGGUGUGGCGCUAUCCAGGCUUGUUCCCGUCUGAGCCUGUCUUCGUUGCCUCGCCCGACGCUGCAGAGGAAGAUGAUGGAGUGGUCCUGUCAGUCAUUAUCACUCCUAGAAAGGAGAAAAGUACUUUCUUACUCGUUCUGGAUGCCAAGACCUUCACCGAGCUGGGGAGAGCCGAGGUCCCUGUCAAUAUCCCAUAUGGGACCCAUGGAGUGUUUAACGAGAUGGGCUAGAUGUGCCACCGUUUGAAGCUCUAUGGCAAACUGCUGAGAGUAAACCAGCAAGAAACCCACUUUAUCCACAGGGUGGAAUAUUUCUCUUGAUAUCGCUGCCUAUAAGCAUUCCUGUAAUGAAAAAAAGGAGAAGACGUAAGACCAGGGGAAACUGCACACUCAUAGUAUUUGUUUGUUCCUCUCUGAAUGAGAUUGAUGCACUUUCUUACUGCGUCCUUUUGUACUGAUGGUGAUCUUUUCAGAGACUUAAAGGCAGUUUUUUUUUUGCUACUUACGUUCUCAAAAAAUGUGUAAUGUCUCUAUCAGAAAAGGACUGAGAACCUUGCACUUGAAAGGACUAGAAAACAAUAAAUUAAAAUCAAUAUACACUUAAAAAAAAU